Messenger RNA from Platichthys flesus (European flounder), 1552 nucleotides. RefSeq names its product dehydrogenase/reductase SDR family member 12-like. Lineage: Eukaryota; Metazoa; Chordata; Actinopteri; Pleuronectiformes; Pleuronectidae. The coding region runs from base 180 to 1319 and encodes 379 amino acids. The transcript is spliced from 10 exons. The record is from RefSeq and is a predicted model, not a curated record.
UGGUCACAACCAGUAGGUCCUGUAACACACACCAGCCCAUCCCAGCUCGUACAGAUCAACCACGUGAGGGCUUGAGGAAUUUUUAAUGAAUGAAAAUUAACACCCCAGAACUUUUGAAAAGCCCAGACACUGGAGUGUUGUAGGUGUUGUAGCCACUCGAGGCCGGUAGGGGCCAGCAGAUGGCCCCUCUCCCCUGCCUCCCUGCUUCAUGUGACACUGAUCUGUCACAGUGGCUCACCAGCACCGACAAGUCUGAAGGCUUUCCCCCCCUGGUUCACUCUGAUAACAUGUCUGUGUACAGGAAUGCCAUCUGGUUUCUGAACGGAGUCCACCACUACACAAGGAAGGGGUAUGAGGCAGCUUCCAAGGACUUCCAGCCCCAGCAGCUGGACGUGUCUGUUGUGGGACGGUCCUUCAUGGUCACCGGAGCCAACAGUGGGAUCGGCAGAGCGACAGCCAUGGCAAUAGCCAAGAGAGGUGGGACCGUGCACAUGGUGUGCAGGAACAAACAGAAAGCAGAGGAGGCCAGGUUGGACAUCGUCAAUGAGUCUGGGAAUACGGAGGUACACAUCCAUGUUGUGGACAUGUCAGAGACACACAAAGUGUGGGCGUUUGCAGAGGCCUUCAAGAAGCAGUAUUCAUCAUUGAACGUGUUGAUCAAUAACGCAGGCUGCAUGAUGCACAAGAGAGAGGUAAACGCUGAGGGACUGGAGAAGAACUUUGCCACCAACACUAUGGGGGUUUACAUCCUCACCCAGAGCCUCAUACCACUUCUGCAGAAGAGCCGGGACCCAAGAGUGAUCACUGUGUCCUCGGGAGGCAUGUUGGUCCAGAAGCUCCGAGCGGAUGACUUGCAGUCAGAGAGGGGAUCCUUUGAUGGCGUCAUGGUCUACUCGCAGAAUAAGAGACAGCAGGUGGUGCUGACACAACAGUGGGCCAAAGCCAACCCCACCAUUCACUUCUCUGUGAUGCACCCAGGCUGGGUGGAUACACCAGCUGUUUCCAUGUCAAUGCCUCAGUUCCACCAGAUGAUGGGGCAGAGGCUGCGCAGCGUGGAGCAAGGAGCGGACACUGUUGUAUGGUUGGCCUUGUCUCGAGCUGCAGCCAGAACAUGCAGCGGGCUGCUCUUUCAAGAUCGCAAACCAAUCGCUGCCCACCUGCCUCUGGCCUGGACUCACAGUUCUCCUGAGGACGUUCAGAGUUUCAUGACUCAGCUGGAGACUCUGGCCAGAGCUGCUCAGUCCCAACCAGAUCCAGAGCCUCAGCUCCCUGACAGUUCCCUGAACCCCUCCACAAUUACCACUCCUCAAGCCGUCUGAAUUCAACUGCAUCUGUUGCACUAUAUCACAAACAAUUAUUACUAACAAUAAGAUCAGAUACUGGAAAAUGUGACAUUUAUCGUGUUUAGUUCAAUGUACUUUCUAAUUAUGCUUCAAUUAUGUUCACACUACAGACAGGUGGCUCAGUGUCCCCUGAUUUGAACCGUGUUAACUGCUCUGUAUUAGCACUUAAAGUCAUAGAUUAUUGAUUUAAUCAGUAAUUGCUUGGAAUU